Messenger RNA from Melampsora larici-populina 98AG31, 1002 nucleotides. RefSeq lists its product as uncharacterized. NCBI's taxonomy places the organism in Eukaryota, Fungi, Basidiomycota, Pucciniomycetes, Pucciniales, Melampsoraceae. The record is from RefSeq and is a predicted model, not a curated record. The coding region runs from base 1 to 1002 and encodes 333 amino acids. The transcript has 3 exons.
AUGGCUUCAUUCAACGAUGAGAUGGAGGCAGUGAAGAACAAGGUGUCAGCAGCGGGAACAAAAAUCAGGAUUACAAAGAAGACGAGAAGUCAGAACAAAACCGUCGAAGCAGACAACGCCGAAGAUCAGAAAAGUCAACAACAGGAACGGAAGGACCAAACCAAACAAGGCGGGAGCAGAGCCACAACGGACGGUGCGUUGGACCAGUGCGAACCCAGCUCUUCAACCAAAAAAGCGAAAGGAAACAAAGGCGAAGCGGAUGAAGCAGAAGGAAAGGAAAAGGAAGGAGAAGUAGAAGGAAUAGAAAGGAAGGCCGAAACAGGAAACCAGGAAGGUGAAGGAGAAGUAGAAAUAGAAGACAGGAAAGCAGCGUGGAUGCAAAGAACCAAACACGAGUACUACUGGGGUGACUCGGACAGAGCAGACAAAAUUCUAAGAGCCUUCAACGCGGUAUACGGAGGAGCUCCCCCAACUCAGGAAGAGAGGGACACGAUCACCAACAACGUAGGGAAAAACGUUCCCAGGAGUCGUAAUCAGCAGACCAAAACGGCACAGGCGAAGAGGCCGAGGACUGCAUCCCUCGUCUCCGGAAGCGGUAGCGACAGCGAGGACCAGGGAGUGAGGAUGCCAACUGCGAGAAAAAGAGCCAAAGGUGACGAAGAAGAGAGAGGCAAGAGAGAGGAGACCUCGAAGGCAACAAGCGGAAAAAAGGAAAAGAGCAGGCGCGCAGAGAGCAGUGAGGAGGAAGACGACUCUGGCAUUCAGAAUGGCCAAGGAGCAUCUGUAGGAAGACAAGGAGGAUACCUAGGCAACAACUGGAUCCCGAACUACAAGGAGAAGAAGGCGGCGGGGUUCUGGAACGCGGGGCAGAGGUCGGAUCCGAUACAAGUAUUCGGACAAGGUGGAGGUAGAGGAAGGAGUUCAGGAACAGGAGGAUGGGGAAACAGGGGGAAGGGGCAGGGUAACGGCCCUAAGACUGGAGAAGAGCAGAACAAGGAGUGA